Messenger RNA from Sclerotinia sclerotiorum 1980 UF-70, 921 nucleotides. Its product is annotated as ubiquitin-like protein. Gene Ontology annotation, cellular component: cytosol. The record is from RefSeq and is a predicted model, not a curated record. Gene Ontology annotation, biological process: ubiquitin-dependent protein catabolic process. Gene Ontology annotation, molecular function: polyubiquitin modification-dependent protein binding. The transcript is spliced from 2 exons. NCBI's taxonomy places the organism in Eukaryota, Fungi, Ascomycota, Leotiomycetes, Helotiales, Sclerotiniaceae. Bases 1 to 921 code for a protein of 306 amino acids.
AUGCAGGCCAGAUGGGUCUUCCAGGUGCUGAGAUGUUUGGCGCAGAUGAUGGGUGCACCUCCGAGUGAAGAUGCGAUCGCUCAAAUGAUGGAUGAUCCCAACAUUCGCCAAACGAUGAACGAAGCUCUCAACAACCCAGACCUUGUCAAUAUGAUGAUUCAAAAUACUCCAAUGCUUAGAAAUAUGCCAAAUGCGCGAGAAAUGUUACAAUCGCCAAUGUUCCGAAACAUGCUUACAGAUCCAAACGCUCUUCGUCAAGCUGCUGCGAUGAGAAGGCAAAUGGCAGGAGGCGGAGCAGGUGGUUUUCCUGCGCCGGGAGUUACGGAUACGACACCAGCUGGAGCUGCAGGGAGCACACCAGGAAGUGUUCAGGCAAACAUACCACCUUUCAACCCUUUUGCGAUGCCUGCUGGAGGCGCUGGCAAUCCAUUCGCAUCACUUUUCGGUGGACCGGGAGCAACUGCCGCUGGUCAUACUCCUGCUCAAACUCCCCCAACCGCGGCUUCUGCUGGAGGAACACCGUCAACUGGUGCCGAUGCCAAUGCACCAAAUCCUUUCGCUUCAUUAUUCGGAGGAGCGGGUGCCGGCGCAGGUGCAGGUGCAGGUGGACCGGGAUUUAAUCCAUUUCCAGGAAUGCCACAACCAACACCAGAACAAAUACAACAAGCAAUGGAAAUGAUGCGAAACGGAUCGUUUGGGGAUAUGUUCGGCGCUGGUGGAUUUGGGGGUAUGGGUGGAAUGGGUGGUGCAGCUCCGGGUGCUCCAGCAGCUCCAGCAGACACUAGGCCACCUGAGGAGAGAUAUGCCGAUCAACUUAGACAAUUGAACGACAUGGGAUUUUUUGAUUUUGACAGAAACGUGGAAGCCUUAAGAAGGAGUGGAGGAAGUGUACAGGGUGCCAUCGAGCAAUUACUCAGCUAG